AUGGCAGCGAUGACUUUCCCAGUCGCUGGAGCGUUCAUGUUGGUUGUGCUUGCGGAGCUUGCUCUUUCGGCAAGGUCAAGCUCAGAACUUAACAUCCUCGACGUUCAGGUUGAAGGAGCACCAUCGGAGGGAGGUCGAGGGCCCAGCAUUUGGGACGUGUUUGCCGCAGUUCCUGGAAAAAUUGCCGAUUCUUCACUGCCCAAUAUUACCACGGACCAGUACCACAAGGAGGCGUUCACCAACUACGCGGAAGUUUGCUUUGAGGCGUUCGGUGCUGAUGUGAAGACAUGGAUCACUUUCAACGAACCAAUGGAAACCUCGAUUCAGGGAUACGGGAUAGGAGGAAUGGCUCCAGGAAGAUGCUCAGACAGAGAGAUGUGUGAAGAAGGGGAUUCUGCAGUGGAAUCGUACCUUGUUGCUCAUAACAUAUUGAGGUCACACGCGUCUGCUGUUGCUUCUUACAGAGCCAAUUAUCAGAAGCUGCAGGAAGGCCGCAUUGGCAUCACACUAGACUCCCAGUUUUACUUCCCCAUCAAUCAGUCCGAUGAAAACGUUGCAGCAGCUAACCGAGCUCUUGAAUUCUCAUACGGAUGGUUCGCUGACCCAGUUUACUUUGGAGACUACCCAGAGUCCAUGCGGACCCUUGUUGGUGACCGUCUGCCUCAAUUCUCAGCUGCGGAAAGGCAGCAGCUUAUUGGUUCUGCAGACUUCUUUGGCCUCAACUUCUACACUGCUCUGUAUGUCUGGCAAGGGUCUGCCAGUGCGCCUGGAACCGCUUGGAGUGACAGCCAAGUGGGAACCUCAAGCACCAACCCACUGACUGGUGAAGAGAUUGGUGCAUCAACUGGCUCAUCUUGGUUGAAGGUGGUUCCAGAAGGCAUGUAUGGGAUUUUGAUGUGGAUCACAGGGCGUUACAACAGCUUUCCGAUCAUGAUUACUGAAAACGGCUCGAGUGAUGUCAAUGACCCUGACAUUCCAUUGGAGACUGCACUCUGUGACGAUCAGCGUCUGAACUUCUACAGGCACUACCUCAGCAAUGUGCUUAAGGCCAAGAGGGAUGGAGCAAAUGUCCAGGGGUACUAUGCGUGGUCCCUUCUGGACGACUGGGAAUGGGCUCGUGGCUUCUUGGAGAGAUUUGGCAUUGUCUUUGUUGACUUCUCUAACCCUGACCUUCCUCGGUACCCCAAAGCAUCAGCGUUCUGGUGGCAGAAGUUUCUUAGCACUUGA
This is a messenger RNA of Closterium sp. Naga37s-1, 1227 nucleotides long. Lineage: Eukaryota; Viridiplantae; Streptophyta; Zygnematophyceae; Desmidiales; Closteriaceae. The record is from the annotation of a GenBank genome assembly.